Pygoscelis adeliae (Adelie penguin) is the source of this 1138-nucleotide messenger RNA. It is a transcript of the gene ALKBH4, whose product is annotated as alkB, alkylation repair homolog 4 (E. coli). The transcript is spliced from 3 exons. Gene Ontology annotation, molecular function: oxidoreductase activity; demethylase activity; actin binding. Bases 1 to 897 code for a protein of 298 amino acids. NCBI's taxonomy places the organism in Eukaryota, Metazoa, Chordata, Aves, Sphenisciformes, Spheniscidae. Gene Ontology annotation, cellular component: contractile ring; midbody. Gene Ontology annotation, biological process: actomyosin structure organization; oxidative demethylation; protein demethylation. The record is from RefSeq and is a predicted model, not a curated record.
AUGUCUGCAAGAAUCCUGUACAGACAGCUUUCACGCUGCAGCAUCAAGGCUGCAGGGGGAGAAGAAAAUUUCACUUACUGUCCAGCAACAGGCCUAGCUAAAGGAAAGGAGCGCUCGGAAUUUGCUGGCUGGGCAUUUCCCUUUCCAGGGGUGUUUCUGACGGGGGAGUUCAUUAGCGAAGAUGAAGAAUCUGAGAUAGUUGAACUGAUGGAUCGAGAUGACUGGAAGCCAUCGCAGUCUGGCCGAAAGAAACAGGACUAUGGACCCAAAGUGAACUUCAAGAAACAAAGGCUGAAAGCUGGCAGCUUUACUGGUUUGCCAAGUUUUAGUGAAAAGAUUGUGGCACAAAUGAAGGCCUGCUCUGUACUAGGUGGUUUCUUACCUGUUGAACAAUGUAAUCUGGACUACAUGCCAGAAAGGGGUUCUGCCAUCGACCCACAUUUUGACGACUGGUGGCUUUGGGGAGAGCGUCUGGUUAGCUUAAACUUGCUCUCAAAAACCGUCCUAUCCAUGUCUUGUGAUUCAGAGGACAGUAUCCAAUUAUUUCCCACUUUCAGUAAAGAAAACGGGGAAUUAAGUCCCCCUGGAUCUUUUACACAGACGUCAGUGUGCAAAAAUUCAGGCGAAGAGGGAAUCGGCUGCAUUUUAUCCCCAAGGCUUGUUCCAAGUAAAGAGGUGACUGUUGCCAUUCACUUACCCCGAAGGUCUCUGGUGGUGCUGUACGGUGACGCACGGUACAAGUGGAAACACGCGAUUCACCGCAAGCAUAUAGAGCAUCGCCGAAUCUGUGUCACGUUCAGGGAGCUGUCUGCGGAGUUCAGCACCGGAGGAAGGCAUGAGGAACUGGGUAAAGAACUGCUAGAAAUAGCUCUCUCAUUCCAAGGAAGACCAGUGUGAUCAGCAAGAGGAAGCCAGAAUUGCGUUUUGUUAGGAAAUUUGAAAAAUAAAGUACAGAAUUUGUACAACUCUGGUUUAUUUCUGAAGUGUGUGUAAGGAGCCAGGUGUGUACAGAGAUAAGCUCAAAUGGAAAUUUAACAAACAGAAGUAAGAGAGUGCAAGGAAGGGGUGGGCUGCUUGUUUCUUCAAAGACUUUCCUGGGCAGUGGGAGCUUGUAGGCCAAAGUCAGAAAUGAGCUGUU